AUGGAACCUUUACGCCUCAAGCCACGCCAGCCGGCAGCGGAACCCGACAUCGAAGACUGGGACGAUGACGACUUCCAGAUCGAAACCGACGAUCUGACAUUCCGCACCGCCUCUACCGCUACCACCCUUCCUCCCACACGACGCGACUCUGCGUCUUCACAUGUUUCCCUCCGUUCCGACCUCGAAUCUAUUCUGGACGAAGAGACACACGUGCAUGUUCCGGGCGACGACGAGAAGUCGACCCUCGACGCUAUCGCCGCUGCCACACAGGCCGGCAUUCCGAUACCCAAAAAUGUACCCUCUUCCGCUCUAAUGGGCGGCACUAUCAAACGACUAGGUGGACGAAAGAUCAAGAAGAUCAUGCAGGACGACUGGGAGGAUGAUCUGGUGCUGCCAGACUCGGCACAGGGCCUUCGCAUCAAACCUCAGGACGGCUCCAGAUUCCCCGACGCUCUUCGACAAGUCAGCGGCUCGAAUCAGACCAGUCCGACCAAAGCUAUGAAGACUCCCCCGGCGGUUUCAUUGCUGGACCGGAGAGAGUCGACGGAAUCAAGGACGAGCACACUAUCAGGAACUCUCAACUUGGAGAGGUUCCGUGACAACGACGAUGACGACGACUUCUUUGGUGAUGGAUCAGAAACCAUCAAAGUAUCAAAGACUCGUCCGCCUAAGCCCAUUUCACUUAUUACCCCACCGACCCCUCAGAAGAUUGACAAGCCUUUGGACGAUGAUUUCGAGAACGACUUUGAACUGCCCUCCGACGGCAAGCUGAGGCUUUCCACUAGAAAGGACAUCCCCAAGACGCCUUCGAAUCAGGCAGAUGAUCUGGAUUGGGGCGAGGGGAGCCUCGGUACUCGCUUUGGAGGCACUCGAAGAGAUGCUCGUUCGAAUAGGAGCUCGUCAGUCUCCGCCAUGAGCCCCAGUGUGUCGAGUUCAUUCACCGCGGAGAGCGAAGAUGAGACGUUUGAUGGCCUCAUACUCCCCAGCGGUCCGGUGAAUUUUGGAGAGAGAUUGAGCCGCAGGAAGCUCAGUCGCUCUCCCGUACGUCCUGUGGAAGAAGAGCCGCCAAAUCUCAAGACUCCUCAGCCGCGCAACGAGCCAGAGCCUGAAGACAUGUUCGAUGGUCUUGACGUGGGUGACGGUGAGGUCUUCAACUCGGGGAAGCUUACUCUCCACCGCAAUAUUCGCGUCAACGCGAACCGCCCGCCCAGCCCCCAGAGGCCCAAGACUGCAAUCUCAUUGACCUUUACCAACAAGGCUACUCCGUCACGACUGCCUCGCCCUAGUCAUGAACGUCACGAACGAACUCAAUCUGCAUUAGAGCCUGUGUCCGAGAGUGGCGGUCCUAUCUUUGCUCGUACGCGGAGAUCUCAAUCUCGUAUGGGCCACUCAUCACAGUCCUCUGUCACGAGCAUUCAUAGCAUGCCAACGCCUACGACACCUUCUCCAUCCAGUUCUUUGCUUCCCUCGACGCCACGCAGGCGAGAGCUUGGUGCUAGGACCUCAACCACGUCGCUGCGAAAUGAGCCGACGACCACGAGCACGCAGUUGCUGAGAUUUAAGCGAUCUCUGCCUGCAAUGAGCAGUUCUCACUCACCAGCAAAGACCAUAUCCCGAUUUGAACGGCCACCAUCUAGGACGGAUGGCAACCGUCCGCCUUCCUCAAUGCGGCCCAAGACUCCUACUGAGAGAUCUCGACCCGCUGUGGAAAGCUUUGCUGCCCAGCAACGACGCCCCUUCCUCCCUGCUGGGGCCUCACAAUCCCAGUCGCAGCACGUGACUGCAAAAACUUCUCGAAGUUUCCGACGCCACGAUUCCGAGAACGCCCUAGACUUACGGCCGACCUCAAGGGCAUUUUCUCGGUCGACGAUGCGGUCGCCGAGUCCGAAAAGAGUAAAUCGCCAUUCGGAUCAAAUCACUCGCGACGGUUUGUCGUUCCGUACGCUCACCAAGCCAAACCGAACCCGGAACUUUGGUGACGGGCAUGAGUUGGAUGGAUUUGACGACUUGCCCACUUCAGCGCAUUCAGAGGCGAAAUUUGUUCGACAACCUGUCAAGGCACCGCUCCGCAACAAGCUUUACCAGAAUGUGCUUCCUGAUCGAACCACCACGCCCUCCCCGGCACUUUGCUCCCCUGCGAAGGGUGAUUACACGCCCCAUUUCGCCCGCGAUACCCAGGCUAGCCGAAUUGCUCGGGAGACCUCGCUUGCUCAACGAGCUCCAUCAGGCCCACUGGUGCCUCUCACCUCGUCGCGCGUCUCCCAAUUGUCGUCCAGGAACAAUUUCAACCCCGGACUACCACAGGCAACGGUGCGGUCGAAAAAGAAGAGGAACCUUCCCCAAUUGAAACCUCAUCUAAUUUCCAACAUGAACAAGGACAAGACUCCGCAACAUCUUCAGGGCAUGUUCUACAACCCCGACACCUACCGUUGGGAAGGCAACGAAAAUGUCUUGAACGCGUUCGACCCACCCGCCUCGUCCCCGUCGCCAACAUCAAUGCCGCCCCAUGUGGUACGAGAUAAAGAAGCUUCUUCAACACCGCGGCCGGCUUUGAUCACGAACAUAAGCCACACAAAGGGCGUGCAGGUUGUGGGCGGCAUGGUCUUUGACCCACAGAACAUGUGCUGGCUCAAGCUCGGUCCACAGACAAACCCCAAGUCUGAGAUAGCCGACCCUAUGGACGGUUUCAAUGCUCUGGACGAUGACGAGGACGUUUUCAAGGACAUUCCGGAUCUCGACGACAACCAAGGCGACGCCAAAGAGCCCGGCCGCGUCAGCGACGUUAAGGACGAGUGGCUCGUCGGCGAAGAAUUCGAUGUCGGUCCUGAAUUCGUCCGGAGGCAGCGUGAGGAAGAAGACAGAUGGAGAAAGAAAUGCCAGAAAUGGCUGAGUGGUGGAGACCGAGACCGCGAAGCUGCCAGAUGGGCGAUUCGCGACAUCCUGCUUCACCAGAGGGCUGCCCAGUAG
Molecule: messenger RNA, 2967 nt
Organism: Colletotrichum orchidophilum
Lineage: Eukaryota; Fungi; Ascomycota; Sordariomycetes; Glomerellales; Glomerellaceae
Product: cytokinesis regulator
Exons: 2
Coding region: 1-2967 (988 amino acids)
Biological process (GO): mitotic spindle orientation checkpoint signaling; regulation of Ras protein signal transduction
Cellular component (GO): SIN/MEN two-component GAP complex; mitotic spindle pole body
Molecular function (GO): GTPase activator activity
Source: RefSeq, a predicted model, not a curated record